AAGUAGUUUUAACAGCUGUUGUUGUGCAGAGGUGAAAACAGCUGUUUACUGCUGAAUCCAAGUUCAGCCAAGUUUUAUUUACAAAUUCGGACGAAAUGGGCGAGCGCAAGGGACAAAAUAAGUAUUACCCGCCCGACUAUGAUCCAAAGAAGGGCGGACUCAAUAAAUUUCAGGGCACGCAUGCCCUGCGGGAACGUGCCCGGAAGAUCCACCUGGGCAUCAUUAUCAUCCGCUUUGAGAUGCCCUACAAUAUCUGGUGCGACGGCUGCAAGAACCACAUCGGGAUGGGUGUGCGCUACAAUGCGGAGAAGACCAAGGUGGGAAUGUACUACACCACACCGAUCUACAAGUUUCGCAUGAAAUGCCACUUGUGCGACAAUCACUUCGAGAUCCAAACGGAUCCAGGCAAUCUCGACUAUACCAUUCUCUCUGGGGCGCGACGGCAGGAGAACCGCUGGGAUCCGCUGCAGAAUGAGCAGGUUGUGCCGGAGACGAAGGAGGUGCAGAAGCGGCUCUUCGACGACGCCAUGUACAAGCUGGAGCACCAGGCCAAGGAUGCUAAAGCUGCCGCCGAUGCCAAACCUGUGCUCCAGAAACUGUUCGAGCGCAACCAGAGCGUGUGGGACGACACCUACGAAGCCAACUGCCGCCUUCGGUCCGAGUUCCGGCAUCAAAAGAAGGAGCUAAAGGGCCAGCAGGAACUGGAUCGCCAGCUGCUGGCUAAGAGCAGUCUAGACGUUGCCCUUCUGCCGGAAACAGAUCAGGACAGGCAAAUGGCGGCCUUGAUGAAGCUUCAAACCAAAUCGGCCAUUGAGCGGGAAUCAGAGCAGCGUCUCGAUCUACUCAUGCAACCGGCAUUGCCAGGAGCCACAGCGACAACCUUCGGCGGCCUGAAGCGGCAAAAGGUUCUCAACACACAGCUGCAGGUCCAGGAUUUGGGCAUCCGGCGCAAACAAUCUGACCAGUCCGAAGAAGCUCCAUCACCGCCUGCAAAGUCCUUGAGUCUGGUGGGCGACUACUCCUCCUCGGAUAAUGACUCCAACAGUUAAUGCACAAUAUGUAGAUUUAAUAAUACAAAAUAAAAUAAGAACAACAAUGACAUUAUAAA
Molecule: messenger RNA, 1108 nt
Organism: Drosophila pseudoobscura
Lineage: Eukaryota; Metazoa; Arthropoda; Insecta; Diptera; Drosophilidae
Product: coiled-coil domain-containing protein 130 homolog
Exons: 1
Coding region: 96-1049 (317 amino acids)
Biological process (GO): mRNA splicing, via spliceosome
Cellular component (GO): post-mRNA release spliceosomal complex; U2-type spliceosomal complex
Source: RefSeq, a predicted model, not a curated record